Xiphias gladius (swordfish) is the source of this 1577-nucleotide messenger RNA. RefSeq names its product ChaC, cation transport regulator homolog 1 (E. coli) (gene chac1). The transcript has 3 exons. The record is from RefSeq and is a predicted model, not a curated record. Gene Ontology annotation, cellular component: cytoplasm. Lineage: Eukaryota; Metazoa; Chordata; Actinopteri; Istiophoriformes; Xiphiidae. Gene Ontology annotation, biological process: glutathione catabolic process. Bases 480 to 1091 code for a protein of 203 amino acids. Gene Ontology annotation, molecular function: gamma-glutamylcyclotransferase activity; glutathione specific gamma-glutamylcyclotransferase activity.
CGCAUUGUUAUCGAGGAAACGCUUGAGAUCGUCGUCGGUCCAUGGUAGCAACAAGAACAACGCCAAGGCGUUUGAAACACGACCAUCAUCAAAUCAAACCUUGAUCUUUUCAUUCGUUAGUUGUAAAUCCACGCUGUCACCAGCCCGGUGGAGCAGCUGGUCAGAACGGUUUGGUUUUUUUUUCCCUCCCAUUGAUCUGUAGGCCGAAGCGGCUGCCAUGGAUUUUUAAGUCAUAAUGCGGCACCUCUAAUGCAACGGCAAUGCAUCGUGCAAGGCAAAAUCAACUGCGAAACUCAAUCUUCGCAACUGCAAAGCAGUUGGGCUCAAAUACCGUCCGCGGUAUACCUGCGAGCCAGCCGGUACCUCUGCUACUGGACCGGAGGAAGCUAACGCUAGCAAGCUAGUCAUCUUAGCAAGUAGCAUCAAGUGAAAGAGCGAUCCAUCGAUUCAUCUGAACACCAUCAACACUACCGAUCAAAAUGAAGCCUCAAGACAUCCUCGCCGGGAAGACCAGCCUGUGGAUCUUCGGGUACGGGUCACUGGUGUGGAAGCCUGACUUCAAGUACAAGAGGAGCAAGGUCGGUUACAUUCAAGGCUACAAGAGACGUUUCUGGCACGGAGACAACUUCCAUCGCGGGAACGACGAGUUGCCCGGAAGAGUGGUGACGCUGAUUGAAGAUGAUGACGCAAGCACUUGGGGUGUGGCGUUUGAGGUGACAGGCUCUCAAGUGGAGGAGUCCCUGAAUUACCUCAAUGUGCGCGAGACAGUUUGUGGCGGCUACAUCACCAGAAUGGUGGAUUUCUUCCCCCAGGGGGAGAACCAGGCGCCAGUUCAGGCGCUGUUGUACAUCGCCACCUCUGACAACCCCCUGUAUCUGGGGCCGGCCAGCUCGGCGGAGAUUGGCGCCCAGAUCGCAGUGUGCAGAGGGAAGACGGGCCACAACCUGGAGUACCUGCUCCGGCUGGCCCAGUUCAUGAGGAGCAGCUGCCCACAUGUGGAAGACCACCACCUGUUCUCCAUCGAGGCAGCAGCACUGACCGUGGUGGUCUAUCUGUUAGCUGACAGUAGCUCGUACCCCUUGUCUCACUAGCUUAUAGUGAAUGAAUACACCAAACUAACACACAUUUCUACUGAGGCUUUUCAUUGGUCAUACUAGUCAACCUAUUUUUUAUGUUGUAAAAUCUCUAGCUUCACAAUACCAUCCUGUGCACUUAAAUCCAUUGAAAGCAUGAUUAUUAAGGGUUUUUUUUUUACUUCAAAUCAUAAUGUAAAACCUGGUACAAGUUCUGUACAUCUAGAGAAAGGCAUUAACGAUUAAUAGAUAUCAACUGUAGACAUCUGUUUUUAGAAAGCACAUCAAUGGUUUUUAUUUUUAUUUUUCUUAAUUUGCACAUUUUAGAUUCCAUCCAGCACAUUCAGAUGUUACAGGAAUUAUUUGUUAUUCAAACCUGUCUCAAAUUCACCUUAUGGCUGCUGUGAUGUGUUAUAAAGGUGUAGACCUGUUUUUUAAAAAGUUGCUUGUGGCAACUAUUCCAUCCAGUGUAAAGGUAAAUGCCAAUUAAAAAAGUUAAAAGAA